Molecule: messenger RNA, 473 nt
Organism: Momordica charantia (bitter melon)
Lineage: Eukaryota; Viridiplantae; Streptophyta; Magnoliopsida; Cucurbitales; Cucurbitaceae
Source: RefSeq, a predicted model, not a curated record
UGUGGUGACGCCGGCGAAGAGUAUGUGUGCGGACAAUUUCUUCAGAGGGUACCUAAAUUUCCCGAACUACAUGGCGAAUACGCAGUCGUUUAAGGCGAAAUUGAGGUCCCACAGCGCUCCGAAACAGAGGCCGGAGCCGGGAACGAAGAAGAGGCUUUCGCUGAACGAAUUGAUGGAAUCUCGGAGCAGCCUCAGCGGCGUUCGGAUGCAGAGGUCGUGUUCUCAAGUUCAAGAAGCCAUUAAUUUCAAGAACGCAGUGAUGAGCAAACUGGACAGGCCCUCAGAAUGCCAAUUGCAGAGAAGAUUAUGAAAUUCCAAAUUCCAAAUUCCUCUCAUUCCCAGUGUUUUCUUUUUCUCCUUUCUUUAAUCGGAACUGUAAUUUACAUCAUUGAAUCAAGUGGAAUGCAACUGAUUAGAUUAGAUUAGAUUAGAUUCAAUGGGCAAGCUUGUGUCUUUAUCUUUCCCCUUUUCAA